ACAUUCGCGACAGGCAAGAAAUCAAACAAACAAUUGCUGCGCUGUGCUGCACCCCGCGAACGAGAGUAAGUCGUCCAUCCGACUCCCAUCACCUCUACUUGUGACCGACCUUGAGUCUUGUAUGCGCACUCACACCCUCACCGACCAGAAACAGAACCAUCGGACGCUGCGAAAAUUAAUAAGCUAACGUAGCCAGAGGCAUCCGAUAGGAGUGCUCCCCAGCUAGCUGUCGACGACAACAACGACAAUGGCCGAAAAGAGCGAAAAGAUCACCGAAGAGCAGGUCGCAGCUCUUCAAGCCAUCCUGCGAAGCGAUGCGAUCAUUGAUACCAAGGUCGCUCACAUCACCAGUGCCAAAUCCGUCAUCAAGCGCAACAAUGUACCAGAGGUCUGCAUCGUGCCCCUCUUUGAGGCAGUUCGGACGGCCAUGGCAUCUCAGCAUGCGCAAAUCGUCCAAGCUGGAUUCUCGACCCUAAGUAACCUGCUGGAGCGACUGUCAAGACAGGAACCAAAAUAUGUGUUCAAGGAAGCUGGUCGGACGUUGCCUCUGGUCAUUGACAAACUCGGCGAUCCCAAGGAAAAGUACCGAUCCCUUGCUGCGACAUGCCUCACUACUUUCUGGAAGGUCGCGCCAUUGGAAGUGGAGCGCAUAGUGAAGAACGCUGGUCUAGUGGGAAAGAAUCCAAGAAUGAAAGAAGCUUCAAUGGCUUGGGUCAUGGAGGUAUGAAUCAUAGUCGCUUGAGAACACGCGGACCUUGGUCGCUGACCCCUUUAGAUGCAUCAAACAAAUGGCAUGGCCUUCAAGUCCUUUGUCACUACGUUAAUGGACCUGCUUGAGGAUGCGGAUGGUAUGGUCAGAGAUGCUGCCAGAGUUACCGUCAUUACACUUUUUCAGUCGGUUUGCCAAAUCCUACAAUUAUAUCCAUGUACUGACAUCAUACCAGAAAUGCGCCAAAUGGUGCCAAAUCAGACCUCAAGAAGCAAUUGAAGAAUUUCAACGUUCGUCCAGCUAUCGUUUCUACAAUUACCACCGCGAUAGAACAGGGCAUCUCAGCUGAAGUCGAGGAACCCGCUGAAGCUCCAGCAAGACCACAUCUCCUCAAGGCCUCUACUGCCAGACCUGCAACGCCAGUAUUAGACGCAAAAAUUGAACAUGUGGAUCCAGCUUAUGUAAAUACCGCCAGAGAAUUAGACGAAACUUUGAAGGAUAUGCAUCCAUGUUUCGAGGGCAAGGAAUCGGAGCAAAAUUGGUUGGCCAGAGAAAAGUCCUGCACCAAGAUUCGACGACUAAAUGCCGGGAAUGCCCCACAAGACUACCGUGAUGUUUUCCUUGUAGGUAUCAAAAGUCUCCUAGACGGUAUCCUCAAGGCAGUAAACUCUCUACGAACGAGUCUUUCAAAAGAAGGAUGUAGUCUGAUUCAAGAAGUCACAAGAACGAAUGGCAGCGGAAUGGAUUCUAUGGUGGAAAUUCUUCUCCAGAAUCUGAUCAAGUUGUGUGGUGGAACGAAGAAGAUCAGUUCGCAAAAUGGUAAUAUUACAGUCGAUAUUAUCAUCGGCAAGGUCACUUUUAAUGCGCGCAUUAUGCAACAUAUCUGGCUUGCGUGUCAAGAUAAGAAUGUGCAGCCUCGAACGUACGCUACUGGUUGGUUGAAGACUUUACUCAAAAAGGAGGCUCAUCACAGAAGUCAACUCGAGCAUGGUGGCAGUUUAGAUUUGAUUGAGAAGUGUCUUAAGAAGGGGCUGGCAGAUGCGAAUGCUGCGGUCCGAGAAAAUAUGAGAUCAACAUAUUGGGCAUUUGCGCAGAUCUGGCCAGCCAGAGCUGAAGCGUAAGAAAUAGAGACACCACGUUAUCCAUUCAUGGCUAACACACGAAAUAGUAUCAUGGCUACUCUCGAGCCAACCCAGCAAAGACUGUUAGAAAAUGCACCAGAUAAUCCAAACUCUCCCAAAAAGCCAGAAGUAGCUGCGAGACCUGGACUUGGAUUUUCCAAGAGCACCAACGGUCCACCCAAGCCUUCAGUCAGAGAUACGAUCCUUGCUCAAAGAAAGGCAGCCCUGGCAAACAAGCAACCAGCGAGACCAACAUCCGCAAUGGCAAAUCUGUCACCGGUUCGUCAUGUAUCGAAUCCAAAAUCUCACGUCUCCGAUGCACCUGUUCGAGGAAGACCGGAUAGACCCGAAUCAACUGCUACUGUACCUCACAGCGGAUUAUCAGUUGCUCCAAUGAGACCUUCCAAACGUCCUGGUCCUCGUCCAGAGAUGGCUGCUAGACCAGCUACUGCUGGCCCCUAUUCUGUUAGACGUCAUGGUCAUACAAAUAGCACCGACGCCACUUCAAGUCCAACCAACGUCAAAACAGUAAAAGGAAGGACACCAAGUGCUGCAGCCCCGAAGGAGACCACCCCAAAGCGUAUGCCUCCUAGGCCCAACACCAGUCAUUCUAGUCACACCACAAACUCUCAUCAUGUCAGCCCUCCAAGAAGUACCAAGAGUACUAAUUCAACAAAGUCUGGGGUUGGUAAAGCUGCUUCGUCACCGAUAUUACCCAGAUCUAGCCCACCAAAAGCAAGUCCCAAACUAAGACUCCUGACCACCAAGACAAUGGGAUCGAGUCCAGUAGGAAAUGAUGAGAAUAUUACCCUGGUUGUACCAAAGUUGUCUGGUUUGAGAGAAACUCACCCCAAGCCCUCACCAACGGACUCGUCCGAUGAAGAGCAAUUAUCAACCCCUUCGAAAGGCUUGAAAGUUUACGAGGAUCCAUUUUCUAGUGAAGGCGAUCAAACAACACCUAGACCUUUGAUGACCGCACCCGUACUCGAGGAAGUAGCGAUCAAUGAAGAUGCUGCGAAUUUGAUGAAGAGCCCAGUAACUGCUAUUGAACCUGUCAAAGCACCUGAUAUGUCACCAGAACGAUUCAAGCAAAACUCCCGACUACUUGAGAGCGGUAUUAACAAAAUCAAGUCCAAGUCUCUUGAUGUUCACGGUUUCCGAAAGCUUCAAGGCAUGAUCCGAGAUAAUAAAGCCGCGUGGUCAGAAGAUAAAUUUGAUGUUUUACUUCUUGGCUUAUUUGAAUAUCUUGAAUCAAGUCUCGAAAACUUAGCUCCAGAAAAGGUUCUUGACGUCAAGGCGCAAAUUCUCGCAACCAUCCGAGUCAUGUACAAGAAAGAACGUGCCAACUUCGAACCUCAUAUUGCUAAAGGUCUCGAUUCCAUCCUCACUGCCCGCUCCGCUUAUGAUUCUCGCAUUCACAUUGUCUCCGGCCUCGAACUACUUGCCAACGAUCUCAUCACCCUCGCUCCACCCAAAGACACACUCACAGCAAUCACCACCCGUCUCCUCAACGAGAGUGAGAGCAUGACAACUGAAUCCUGUCGUGUUCUCUCCCUUGGUCUAUGUAUCCUCAAGGAGUUGCUCGAGGUUAAGGAAAAAUUCAUGCCGAGUGAGAAUGCGGUCAACGAGAUUGGUCGCUUGGCUGCCCGUUGUAUUGAGAGUACCGAGAGUGGCGUGAGACUAGAUGCCGUGUUACUUUGUGUGGGUAUUCAUGCGAGAGUGGGCGAUGCACGAUUUUGGAGGGCACUAGAAGAGGUGGGGGAUGGAACGAAGAGUUUGGUUACUUAUUACAUUGUCAAGAGGCAGAGGGAGUUGGAAUCUUAGAGCUUCUCUCGCGUCUAUUUUCUGAUUCUCCCCCCUGGCUAGGUCUAGUUUUGUAAAAGCGGUUUGAUGGAUGCGAUGGGAUUUUGAUUCUGGUUCUGAUUUGGGUGUGGGUUGUCUUCUUUAGGGUAUGGUUUGUAUGUCUUCUUGAGCAUACGGCGUGUGCAUGCGAAUGGGUGCUUUUCUGUGGCUGGAUAUUCUGAUUGGGAUUGCUGGAUGGAUGGAUGGAUGGAUG
Hymenoscyphus albidus is the source of this 3886-nucleotide messenger RNA. Lineage: Eukaryota; Fungi; Ascomycota; Leotiomycetes; Helotiales; Helotiaceae. The record is from the annotation of a GenBank genome assembly.